Molecule: messenger RNA, 555 nt
Organism: Aspergillus tanneri
Lineage: Eukaryota; Fungi; Ascomycota; Eurotiomycetes; Eurotiales; Aspergillaceae
Gene: aspf34
Product: cell wall protein PhiA
Exons: 2
Coding region: 1-555 (184 amino acids)
Source: RefSeq, a predicted model, not a curated record
AUGUUCUUCCGUCGCUUUGUAGUUGCUGCCUCGGCCGCGGCCACUGCCGCGGCCACCCCAGUCGCCGACUCGCAGGCCAAUACCUUCGGCGUCAUUGCCAUCCACUCGGGCAGUGGGGUGCAGAACGCCGCCUUCAACGCAGCCAAGAGUAGCCUGUUCGCCGGUCUCCCCAACCAGAACGCCAGCUGUGCUCGUCCCGACGAACAGUUUGCCACAUUCUACAUCCAGGACGGCUCCCUGUUUCUGUACGACGCCUCCGCUACUCCCCAGGAGAUCUUCGUCGACCGUUCCGGCAUGGGCCAGGGCAAGAUCGGCUACACUACCGGUGCGCAGCAGACUCCCCGCAAUUCCGAGCGCAAGGGUUGGGCCAUUAAGGACGGCCACCUGGAGUUCGACGGCAAGAGCCUGAUCGCCUGCCCUAACAGCAUCGACGGUGCUUAUAGCAUCUGGGUAUCCGUCGGUAUUGAGAACCCCGGAUACAAUAAGGACUGCAUCGGCAUUGCUGGACGCGUCGAGCCCACCUCCAACCCCAAUGGCUGCCGCUACACCGAGUAA